Molecule: messenger RNA, 864 nt
Organism: Leishmania braziliensis MHOM/BR/75/M2904
Lineage: Eukaryota; Euglenozoa; Kinetoplastea; Trypanosomatida; Trypanosomatidae
Product: ADP-ribosylation factor-like protein
Exons: 1
Coding region: 1-864 (287 amino acids)
Molecular function (GO): GTPase activity; GTP binding
Source: RefSeq, a predicted model, not a curated record
AUGUCGAAUGACGACGCGUGUAUUGCUUAUGCUAAGCAGCACAACAUUCACCAUUUAUUUGAGCUCAUGGCAACCAAGUUGCUGCUGAACCGUCCCGAGAACCCCUUUGCGUACUUGCGCGUCCUUCUCAAGGACGUGGAGGAGUCUGAGAAGAACAAAGGCUCGCACGAUCCCACCCAACUCCACUUCAACAGCAACGUUGCAGCCGCAGCCCCUGCUGCAACACAGGACUCCGCGAAGGAGAAGAGAAGCGUGACGCUAGCCGCCUUCGGUCUCGACCAGGCGGGCAAGACGUGCGUUCUUUCCGUGCUGGAGAGCGGCGAGGCGGAAAAGAAGUACACCCCAACCAUCGGAUUUGCCCCCAUCAAGUUCCCGCUGGACGACUACAACUUGUGCGUCUUCGACCUCGGCGGGGCUGCCAAUUUCCGCGGCAUUUGGGUGCAUUACUACCACGACUGCUACGGCAUUGUGUACGUCAUUGACUCGGCUGCCAGCGAUGAGCGGGUGAGCGAGUCGCUCAAAGUGCUGUACGAGACGCUCCAGCACCCGUACGUGAAAGGGAAGCCGCUGCUGGUGCUGGCGAACAAGAAGGACUUGCCGGAAAGUCGCGGUGUAGAGGUGAUUCCCCAGGGCUUCCUCGAAGAGGCGAUGGGGGAGAACGGCGCGCCGUACCGUGUGCUGGCGACGUGCGCCGUCGAAGACGACCCGACCUUAGUGGAAGGUAUUGAGUGGCUGCUAGAGGCUGUGUCGAAAGACUACGAUGCACUGGCGGAGCGUGUGGCUCACGACAGCAACAAGGUGAAGGAGGAGAGAACUCGUCAACGGGCUGCCAGGCUGGCUGCCAUUCGCGGCGAGGACGAGUGA